This is a messenger RNA of Frankliniella occidentalis (western flower thrips), 3033 nucleotides long. RefSeq names its product zinc finger and SCAN domain-containing protein 2-like. NCBI's taxonomy places the organism in Eukaryota, Metazoa, Arthropoda, Insecta, Thysanoptera, Thripidae. The coding region runs from base 251 to 1834 and encodes 527 amino acids. The record is from RefSeq and is a predicted model, not a curated record. The transcript is spliced from 7 exons.
AGCCGCACCGGCCCAGGUGAGGAGGCGGCCAGUCGUCAAGGAGCUUCAGAAGGCUACGGAGCACGGAGCGCAGCGCAGCGCCGUCCUGCAAGGUCACGACCAAGGACCAUAGUGACUCGAGUCACAGCCGCGAGUGGUGCAGUGCAGUGCACAGUGCAGUGUGACUAGUGUGCGUCAUGGACGCUUAGUGAGGUGCUCGACAAGUGUUUGAGACUCGUGUCAUCGCCGACCCUACACCCUCUGCGCCGCCAUGGAGACGUGCGUGCUCAUCCCCCAGGAGUUCUCCCUGGUGAUGUCCUCGCCGCCGGGCUCGCCCGACCGCCUCGACAUGGGCCUGGAUGGCGUCUACCUCAAGAACCACAACAACAACGACGUCCUGGGGAACCGGGAUCCCGUGUCCGUGUGGACCAACGCGCGCAUCCCCCAGGGCACCGUCGUCUACCCCUUCCAGGGCACCGUCAGACUCGACACCCUGGACGUCCACUCCCAGCUCCACGACGCCGACGUCCGGCACAGGUUCGGCUGCUACGACGAGAUCACCGAGACCAACAGAAGAAAAGUGAGGCACUGCAACUGGGUGCGCUUCCUGCGGACCGUGUCGGCGUACACCCCGGAGGUGAACCUCAUCGGCACCAAGGUGAAGGGCGAGCCGGUGUACGAGGUGGUGAGGCCCGUGGCCGCGCACACCGAGCUCGUCGCCUUCCUGCUGCCCGAGACGUCCGAGGACCUGCUCCUCAUGCCGGCCGUCCACUUCCUCAGAAACACCCUGUACCGGCGGACCAUGGACGCCAUCCUGGAAGAGUCCCCGCUCGACCUAUCCAUGUCGCUGCUGGCGCGCGGACACCACGGCGCCGUGCAGCCCGCGGGAUCACCUUCGAGCAGCGCGUCCAGCGCCAUGGAGCACGCCGACGAGCACAAGUCCGUGUCGGGCGAGUCCCUCUCCUCGUGCCUGUCCACGUCGUCGGUGGCGUCCUCGGCGUCCUCGGAGGACCUCCUGCACCUCCCCGACAGCCUGGCGCAGGACGCCGCCACCCUCCUCCUGCCCGCGGCCGCGCGGCCGCCCCGCGUACCCGCACCCUCCUCGUCGCCGUCGUCCUCGCCGCCGGGCCUUAGCAUGGGCCGCAGCAGAGGCAACGGCACGCGGGUGGGCCGCGGCGAGCGCACCCUGCUGCCCUGCGAGGUGUGCGGCAAGAGCUUCGACCGGCCGUCCCUGCUCAAGAGGCACAUGCGGACCCACACAGGCGAAAAGCCGCACGUGUGCUCCGUGUGCUCCAAGGGGUUCUCGACGUCGUCCUCGCUCAACACCCACCGCCGCAUCCACUCGGGCGAGAAGCCCCACCAGUGCCCCGUCUGCGGGAAGAGGUUCACCGCCUCCUCCAACCUGUACUACCACCGCAUGACCCACGUCAAGGAAAAGCCCCACAAGUGCAGCCUUUGCUCCAAGUCGUUCCCCACCCCCGGCGACCUCAAGUCGCACCAGUUCGUCCACUCGGGCUCCUGGCCCUUCAAGUGCCACAUCUGCGCGCGCGGCUUCUCCAAGCUGACCAACCUCAAGAACCACCUGUUCCUCCACACAGGUGACAAGCCCCACGCAUGCGAGAUCUGCCACAAGAAGUUUGCGCUCGCCUGCAACCUCCGGGCGCACAUGAAGACUCACGAAGGUGAGCCCCACGACGAGUGCACCCAGUGCGGGAAGCCGCUGCCGGCCGGGAGGGCGGGCCUCGGCGCCGCCCGCUGCGCCUCCUGCGAGGGCCCCACCAAGGACGCGCUCAACUCGGGCGGCGACUCGGGCAGCGAGGAGUCCUGCAGCGCGAGCGUCGAGUACCGCGACUAGAACGACUGAUCUACACUUACUUUCAGCCCUUUCUGUGAUUCUUUGUAUUAAUUUAUGUGUGUUGUGAAUGUGUGAGUGAGUGUCGUGCGUGAAUGUGUCUUUUGUGUGUGAGGAUGAGGAGGAGAGGAGGAUGUUAUACCGGCAGCAGCGCUGGAAUGCCAAUAUGAUCUCGCGCCGUGUGGAGGUCCUGGAGGUCCGUCUCCUGGAGUAUCCAGGGCGUGUGUCCUGGACCCCGGCGAGGCGUGGCCCGCGGACCUGGAUGACUUUGCUCAAGAAGCGCAGCGCCUUCGAUGUACAAAAACAACUGACAUAGGGGAGCCUAUGCCGCAAUGUGUUCACGGGCAGCCCUCCCCGUUGCACUGAUGUACAGUACAGUUAGGUCUCUUUUGUACAGAUCAGCACCCACGUCACCGUUUCUGUUGUAUCCGCACAAAUAUGUUCUUCCACCUCUAUUUAUUUCCAAUCAGAGUUUAAUGUUAACAGGGUCUGUACUUAAGAUUUAGUUUUCUCCCACACGGACGUGUGUGUCGCUGUUGUAUAGUCUGUUUGGUGAAGUGUUGGACCUUUAUCUGAGAGUGCAAGAAAACUUAAGCAGAGCCCCGUCUUCAAUUUUGCAGACGCCCAAAUUAUCCUCAAUCUCAUCCACCUUUUGUUUUAUUUGUUUCGGCUGAGCGCAAAAUUGAUGACGGGCUUCGCCUUUGUUGAAACAAGGCAGGUUUUAGUGACAAAUUGCUGUUCAAAAUUUUCGAGCGUUUCCAGGCAGUUGGCCGUGUGUGAGCGCGCCGCUCACAACAGGUAGCGAGCCUGCCGUGCGCGGGAUAAAUCAAAAUACCAACAUAACAAAUUAAGUAGAAAAACAUGUAAAAUGACCGGAACCCCAGUCCGGGUUGGCUACAGCCCGUAACAAGUGAAAUAUGAUCUCAGGAAACUAAUGUACCGACUCGUCAGUCCGAAAAUGAGUCCAAGUUCAGCCUUUCCCCCCGAUGUUGUUCAGGGCAUGUAAAGUCUUGGCAAGCACGCGCAACGCGAGGACGGCAGCAGUUUGUCAUGGGAUGCGUCUCUCUACUUCUAGUAUCUCAACAACUGUAACCCUCUAGUCACAGUCUAAGUAAAUAUAUUAAAUCUUCUACAGAUAUAUAUUUUUUGAUGUACAUACAUACGUGAAAUGUAAAAUAAACUGUUAUUGUAAUCUGAGAGAA